Messenger RNA from Hippocampus comes (tiger tail seahorse), 1426 nucleotides. It is a transcript of the gene golga7ba, whose product is annotated as golgin A7 family, member Ba. The transcript is spliced from 5 exons. NCBI's taxonomy places the organism in Eukaryota, Metazoa, Chordata, Actinopteri, Syngnathiformes, Syngnathidae. Gene Ontology annotation, biological process: protein targeting to membrane; peptidyl-L-cysteine S-palmitoylation. The record is from RefSeq and is a predicted model, not a curated record. Gene Ontology annotation, cellular component: palmitoyltransferase complex. Bases 281 to 748 code for a protein of 155 amino acids.
GAGAGAGAGAGAGAGACUGGAAGUGACAGCUAAGGAUAUUGUAUCCAACGCUGGGCUUCUCUCCAGCACCUUGUGGAGCCCAAAUGGAUAAUCAUGCACUGUCUGCCUCUCCUAUAACAUCCUACAUGUUAGAAGACCAAAACAACAGCUACUAUUUGCACACAGUUAUCCUGAACUGGUGAAAUAAGAGAGAAGUAGAGGCGUCUUUCCCAUGGGAACUGUUUAAAAGAUCACGUCGAAGAACACAGCAUCCUAAUGAUCGCUCAAGAGCAAGUAUCAUAUGUUCCACAAUUUACAGGAGUUGAGGCACAAUGCAUCCCUGGCCAACAAAGUCUUCAUCCAGAGAGACUACAGUGAGGGAACCACCUGUAAGUUCCAGACCAAGUUCCCCUCUGAGCUUGAGAGCAGGAUUGAACGAACUCUAUUUGAGGACACCGUGAAAACACUCAAUAACUACUACACAGAAGCAGAAAAGAUCGGAGGCCAGUCUUACCUGGAAGGCUGCCUGGCUUGCGCCACAGCAUAUCUUAUCUUCCUCUGCAUGGAGACACGCUAUGAGAAGGUGUUGAAGAAGAUUGCCAAGUACAUUCAGGAGCAGAAUGAAAAGAUCUAUGCUCCCAGGGGUCUGCUCAUUACUGAUCCCAUCGAGAGGGGAAUGCGAGUUAUAGAGAUUUCCAUCUAUGAAGACAGGGGCUCCAGCGGCUGCAGCUCAGGGAGCAGUUCUGUGUCCAGCAGCACAGCUCGAUGACUGGGUACAUCUGGCAAAACAAUGUCCCUCUGAUCACUCAUAACCCUCGAGAAGAACUUUUGGACAUUUGAACCGUUCCUACCUGUUUCCAUGGCUUCACUUUGCUAACACAAAGAGCCCACAAGAUGUUACCUAAGAAAGACGUAUUUCUCCUCUGCUGCGUUUACAUUAUCGGUAGUUAUAAGGUAUUUCGAACAUGCAUAAUGUGCACUUUAGUCAUUCGUUGAAAUGAACAAAAGAUUAUUACUGGUUAUUUUUGAUGUGAUUGGACUUAGGUUUCUUUCUGUAUUUUUUUUUCAGUGAUGUGUUAUCUCACAUGUGAGAGGACGGAAGCAAGUAGUUGUAUUCAAACCACAAAACUUGUGAGAAAUUAAACCGGAAGUAGACCGACAUUCAAAAUAACUAACCAGGCACAAUCACACCGGCUUUUAAAUAUUUUAUACAUGGCUUUGACAUUAAAGUGUGAGUAUACUGUACAUAUCACCCAACCUUACCAAGAUCUCGACGCUAUAAAUCAAAACCAAGUCCAGAUAAUAUCAAGACACUGUAUCACGUUGUCUCGUAGCAGAUGAAUGACAUUCAUCCAUGUAUGUAAUGUAGCAAGUCUUCCAUUUUCAACAUACAAGGCCUAUAAAUGACUAAAUUCACAGGUGUUUAAAAUAAAACCUGUUUCUCUGA